Molecule: messenger RNA, 1179 nt
Organism: Argiope bruennichi
Lineage: Eukaryota; Metazoa; Arthropoda; Arachnida; Araneae; Araneidae
Product: zinc finger protein OZF-like
Exons: 6
Biological process (GO): regulation of transcription by RNA polymerase II
Molecular function (GO): DNA-binding transcription factor activity; RNA polymerase II cis-regulatory region sequence-specific DNA binding
Source: RefSeq, a predicted model, not a curated record
UAUUUCUCUUUAGUUAGAAUUAACCAGUUUGGAUUGCCCAGGAAAUUUCUGUCAACUGAAAAUUUUACUUCUACAUCAUACAAGUCACCAUCUUUUCUUUUAUGCCCAUAUUGUGAAUAUUCCACUAUCCAUAGAACUAAUUUGAAUAACCAUAUAAGGAAGCACACUGGGGAAAAACCAUUUGUAUGUCCAACUUGUGGCAAAGGCUGUACUACCAAACAAAAUCUGAAAAAUCAUGAAAGACACCGCUUUGAAUUCUCAGCUGCUACUGAUGAACGUAAUAUAAGAAAUUCAAAAGAAUACAGGACAUUAAAAAUGUAUCAUUGUAGUCAGUGCAAAUAUGUGACACACCAUAAGGGCAAUUUUGUUAAACAUCAACGUAUACAUACAGGUGAAAGACCUUUUGUUUGUUCUAUUUGUGGUUUUGAUAUCUCAACUGCUACUUAUGAACAUAAUAUUGAUAGAAAACUUAUAAGAGAACCUAAAACAUUUAAAACCUAUAAUUGUACCAUGUGUAAAUAUGUGACAUAUCAUAAAGGCAAUUUUACUACACAUAUGAGAAUCCAUACUGGUGAAAAGCCUUUUAUUUGUUCAAUUUGUGGUACCAGCAUUCCAUAUAAAUCGGUUAUAACAUCACCAGCUCAUCACCUUUCUGUUACUCCGCAUUCUUGCUCAUAUUGUAUCGUUAGGCUGAAUGAAAUUGUUAAAGCUUCACCAAUUGAGCAAAAAGUUUCCAGAAGACUAAGUUUAGCAAGACACUCAUGUCCAUGUUGUGAAUAUGAAUCAUUUAAUCGAAGUGAUGUUGUGAAGCAUCUAAGAAAGCACACUGGAGAGAAACCUUUCACAUGUCAAAUUUGUGGGAAGGGUUUCACUCAGAAGCAUAAUCUAAAAAUGCAUGAACGAUCACAUGCAUCACAGAAAUUCUGUAAUUUCAAGAUUGUGCAGCAUUCGUCUAGAAAUUUCAGAAAAAGAAAUAUAGAAACUGUAUGCUCCAUUACAUUCCACAGCUGCAACUUCUGCUCAUAUGCUACAUAUAACAAAAGUGAUUUAACUAAACAUAUUAGAAUACACACUGGAGAACGACCUUUCAAAUGUGGUACCUGUGGUAAAGCUUUUUUGCAGAAACAACAUCUUCAGACUCAUGAAAAAACGCAUUUGAAAGUUGUAUUUGUGAAUUGA